AUGAAUACCGCAAAGACCAGACACGUCAGCCCUCCCUCCGCCGCCUCCGCGUCCCGCCCAAUCACACGUGCGCAUCCGGCGCGUGCCGAAUGUGGGGGGCUGGGGGAACUCCGGUGCGGCUGGGAAUACCGGUAUGGCUAG
This is a messenger RNA of Plenodomus lingam JN3, 141 nucleotides long. The record is from RefSeq and is a predicted model, not a curated record. NCBI's taxonomy places the organism in Eukaryota, Fungi, Ascomycota, Dothideomycetes, Pleosporales, Leptosphaeriaceae.